Messenger RNA from Micropterus salmoides (largemouth bass), 2591 nucleotides. Its product is annotated as trafficking regulator of GLUT4 1-like. Lineage: Eukaryota; Metazoa; Chordata; Actinopteri; Centrarchiformes; Centrarchidae. The transcript has 3 exons. Bases 1090 to 1632 code for a protein of 180 amino acids. Gene Ontology annotation, cellular component: membrane. The record is from RefSeq and is a predicted model, not a curated record.
GUAUUAUCAGCAAAAUGAAGUAGGCAUAGACCUAUUUAUUAUGAAUGCAUUAACUGUAGCCUAACUACAGGUGGAUCUACUUUUAACUACUUAUAACCUUUAGAUAUUUUUUCAGCGGUGGAAUGUAACUACGUUUAUUUAGCCUACUCGAAGUACAAAUCUGAGGUAGCCUACUUAUACUUUACUUGAUCAUUUUCUUUUUAUGCUACUUUGCUCCUCUACAUUUAAGAUGGACAUAUUGUAAUUUUAACCCGUUACAUUUAGUUACUUUACAGAGUAACAAAACAUAUGAGUUUAUAAAGAAUGACGUUCUGUUAUAGAUUCAACACCCAACAGUAGGCUAUAUUUUCUUGCAUUAUUGGUCAAAUUUCAAUUAACCAAUGCAUAGCCAUUUUUAUAAAUAGGCAGGAAAAGCAAGAUUUAGACACCUUGUAAAGCUUGAAUACCUGAGACAGACAGUGAGGUUCUGUUAAACGCUGUUAUAUGUCCGAAUGACUUUACAUGAGGUCUUGAGUCAGCACGGCGUGCUUGUGUUGAGAGUCUGGAGUUCAUAGUGUCCGCCUUUACUCUCUCUCUCCCUCCCUCACACCUGCUGUGCGGUGUCCCACGUGCUGAUCCUGCUGAUGCCGCCGCACUAAAUGGAAAGCAUUUUACGCACCGCGCCUGUUCACUUAAGAAGAGGUUUAAUUGUUGUUUUUGCAAUGUCACACGCCUCGCCUGGUGCACAAGUAGGACUUCAGACACUGGGGAUGCGCUGUGGAGAUGUAAGGGAUGCGGUAAUACCUCACUACAUUAUAGAGAAGGGGAGGGGGGGGUAAAAUACAAGUCGUGCGUCCGGACGCUCCCCGCCAACUAAACGCAAGAGGGACUCAGACAUCAAUAACAUCUCGCUCAUCAAUAAGAAAUUUUGAUGGAGUUAGACUGCUUAAUUAAAUAGGUUGCCUUGAAGUUAUUAGGCUUUCUGAAUUUAUAAUAUCCAAUGACCCCCAAUGGAGAACAUCUGAAGGAAGACUUUUCAGCAUCUCCGUCCACAGGAAAGCGGCUCGGUCAGACAGAGAAUAAGACUUGGAGGUUUCUUAUCUUUCAGUGAUGGCUAUCAACACUGACACUGCCUUUGGGAAAAGCGCCCUCGGCGAGAGGGAAGUUUCCAAUCCCAGCGAUUUCCAUGACACGCAGAAGCUGCUGAGCACCGCGACCACCGAGCCCAGCGGGCAGAGCAACAUCAAGCCGUCCGACUCCUUCUCCCUCAACAUCAGAGGGAGCGUCCGGUCCCUGGACUCGGACCAGAACGGACACAGAUCACCGCUGAAGUCGGGUUCCAUCGGGCAGCUGGCGGCCACACCCAAGUCCUUGUCCCGGCUCAGCCUGGGUCCGCUGCCCUCCCCGGUGCCGCCCGGUUCCUUACCCCCGAAUUACCUCUGGCUCGCUGUGCUGUCCUGUUUCUGCCCCGCCGUGCCGCUCAACAUAUGUGCCUUGUGGUAUGCAAAUGUGUCGAGGUCUGUUCUCCAUACAGGAGAUAUUGAAGGAGCGAGGAAGUAUGGGCGCCUGUCUAUGCUGCUCAGCUGUCUGGCAAUGCUGCUGGGUGUGGCUAUCAUCAUCUUCAUAGUUUUAACAAUAGAGUCCCAGCAGUGAACUGAGGGAUGGAAGGAAUCUCCUUUAAACUUCAUCUGAUCUCACAUUUGCACAGAAGAGAGAGGAGUAGGAAAAUAUUCUGAAAAAGAAAAAGCACACAAUCUGAGUUGAAGACAUGGCGAAAACUUCCUGCUGUGUCUACUAUGGGCGAGAGAAAGAAAAAAGGGGGGGAAAGUUGCAGGUUGUUUCUCUUUUUUUCUGGUAACGCUCACGCCCAGUAACCCCACAGAAACUCAGGAACAAAGAAAGUAAAGUGACAGCUGCACACAGUCCUAGUGUCGGAUCAUCAGACAGCACACUCUGUGGAGAAACUGUAAAACUCCUCAUAGUCCAAAUGAGCAGUGCACUGAGGUCCACACCUGCCUGACACACAAGACAAUCGAUAUGGAACUACAUUUUGCUUAUUUAAAAAAAUCACAUGCAUUAGACUAGAGGCAUUAGGUAAGAGGAUGUCCUAAAGACUAAAGACACAUACCAUCAUUAUCAAAAAACAAACACAAAAUAAGAUUUGUAUGUGUGAAGACUAAUUGUGUUCAGACAAAAACAAAAAGACAUCAGUGCACCUCUCUGUAAUUCUCUUUACAUUUGCAACAAAGUACGGACUGGCGCUUCUUUCUGUUCUAUCGGCACGGGACUUUUGUGUCUGUGGGAAGAUGUAUAAACCGAUUUCAUACACUGUUUACAUCACGUUUAAAACUCAUGUACGUGCAUCACAACAACGCCCUGCUGCAGUCAUAGUGUGAUAUCCUGCUUUGCGUGUUGCACAGAUUCUACAGAACUGCCUGGAUCUCCGCACUUCAUUACGUUUACGAUAUACUAACAAGAUAUGAAUGGGUUCGUUCUCCCUGUAUGCACUGUUCUUGGCACUCUGAUGUUGAUGUUUAUACGUUUAUACUGUAUGACUGGUUUACUGUGCCAUAGUUCUGCAUGUCUGAAAUAAACUUGAAUGAGCAUGAUAA